This is a messenger RNA of Aplosporella prunicola CBS 121167, 1014 nucleotides long. RefSeq lists its product as uncharacterized. NCBI's taxonomy places the organism in Eukaryota, Fungi, Ascomycota, Dothideomycetes, Botryosphaeriales, Aplosporellaceae. The transcript has a single exon. The coding region runs from base 1 to 1014 and encodes 337 amino acids. Gene Ontology annotation, cellular component: fungal-type vacuole membrane. The record is from RefSeq and is a predicted model, not a curated record. Gene Ontology annotation, biological process: basic amino acid transmembrane export from vacuole.
AUGUUCCCGCCGUCGCAGAGCAUGAACCUCGACGUCGAUGCCAUUAGUGGCAUCGCCGGCUCCAUCUCUAUCGCCUGCUGGGUCGUCGUCUUCUCGCCGCAAAUAAUCGAAAACUUCCGGCGCGCCUCGGCUGACGGCUUGUCGGUCGUCUUCAUCGUCAUCUGGCUGGCUGGCGAUGUCUUCAACAUCAUAGGCGCCGUCCUGCAGCGCGUGCUGCCCACCAUGAUCAUCCUCGCCGUCUACUACACCCUCGCCGACAUUGUGCUGCUGGGCCAGUGCUUCUACUACAAGGGCUUCACCCUCAAGGACGAGGUGCAGAAGCCGCCCGCCAGCGACGAGGAAGCCGACACGCCCACGGAACGCUCCGCCCUGCUUGCGCCGCCCCAGAGCAGCCGCCGCUCUUCCUUCACCGACCGCCUACUGCACGAUGGCGUCGACGGCACGCACCUUUCUCCCGCGACGCCCUUUGCCGAGCCGAUCGCCGACGACGCCACCCCGCGCGCCGCGCCAUCGCCGCGCUCCGCCGUCAAGGCCGUCCUCUUCAACCUGGUUGCCGUGCUCCUCGUCUGUGCCGCCGGCUUCCUUGGCUGGCUUUUCACAUCGCGCGGCGCUAGCGACGGCGGAGACGGCGGCGGCGACGCCUCCGAUACGCUGCACUUCAAUGUCGGGGGCCAGAUUGGCGGCUACAUCUGCUGUGUCUUGUAUCUGGGCUCGCGUCUGCCGCAGCUGUAUCUCAACUACAAGCGCCAGUCGACCGAGGGCAUCAGCAUGCUCUUCUUCAUCUUUGCCUGUCUCGGCAACCUGACGUACGUCGUCAGCAUCCUGGCCUACAAGCCCGUGUGCCGUGGUGACACCUGCCGGCCCGGUGAGGCGGGCGCUAUCUACGCGCGGUACUUCCUUGUGAACUUUAGCUGGCUGCUCGGUAGCUUCGGUACGCUGCUACUCGAUGCUGGUGUGUUUGUUCAGUACUUUAUGUACAGGAAGGACGACGAUGACGCGCUGGCGGCGCAGUAG